Molecule: messenger RNA, 1697 nt
Organism: Indicator indicator
Lineage: Eukaryota; Metazoa; Chordata; Aves; Piciformes; Indicatoridae
Gene: DOLK
Product: dolichol kinase
Exons: 1
Coding region: 22-1593 (523 amino acids)
Biological process (GO): dolichyl monophosphate biosynthetic process
Cellular component (GO): endoplasmic reticulum membrane
Molecular function (GO): dolichol kinase activity
Source: RefSeq, a predicted model, not a curated record
GAGCCACGUGGGGCUGGAAUCAUGUCAAACAAGGCAGUGCUGGCAGAGUCCCUGGUGGUGUUUGCCAUGGUGCUGCUGGUGCACGCCAUGGUGUGGGACAGGUUCUCCUGGUGCGCCCUGGCUCUGGCUGUCCAGGCUUUCUAUGUGCAGUUCAAGUGGGACCGGCUGCUGCAGCUGGGGGGCGCUGUGUUCCAGUUCCGGACAGCAGCCAACAGUGGCCUCCUGCCAGCCAGCAUGGUCGCCCCCUUGCUGGGCAUAGUGAUGAAGGAGAGGUGCAAGGCUGCUGGCAUUGUGUAUUUCGAGCGCUUUGGCAUCGUGGUAGCCUCCGCAGGCAUGCUGGUUGCCCUCUUUCUGUCUGUGAUUGCAGUUGGCAUCACAAAACCUGUGCCAACCAACACCUGCAUCCUGAGUGGGGUGGCUGGCAGCAUCAUUAUCUAUACCAUGAAGCACUCCCUGACGGUCUCAGAGGUGAUAGAGGUGCUGGAGGUGCUGCUCAUCUUCGUCUACCUCAGCAUGAUCCUGCUGUACCUCCUGCCGCGCUGCUUCUCUCCCGGCGAGGCGCUGCUGGUGCUGGGAGCUCUUAGCUUCGUCCUCAAUCAGCUCAUCAAGCGCUCCCUGAACGUGGUCGAGGGCAGAGGGGACCCCACAGACUUUUUCCUUCUGGUAGCAGUGGUUGGAGUUGUUCUGCUUGGGCUUAUUUUCACUGUUCUCUUCCUUUUCCUGGACUCAGGGACGUGGAUCUCCUCCCUGUUCUUCCACAUGAUGACAGCAGUGCUGGGCCUGGGGGUCCUCGUGCCCUGGCUGCAGCGACUGAUCCAGAGGAACCCUUUGCUCUGGCUGCUGCAGUUCCUCUUUCAGACACAGGCCAGAGUUUGCCUGCUGGUGUACUGGACCGUCCUGGCUGCCUCAGCAUGCGCUGUCGUUUUCUACCAGAAUGCUAAGAGGUCAUCUGGCUCCAAGAAGCACCAGGCCUCCACCAUCACCAGGAAGUAUUUCCACAUCAUUGUUGUAGCCACUUACGUGCCAGGGCUCCUCUUUGACCGGCAGCUGCUGCAUGUGGCUGCAGCUCUGUGCCUGGCUGUCUUCAUCUUCCUGGAGUACGUUCGGUACUUCAGGAUCAAGCCCUUCGGCCAAACCCUUCGGCAUCUGCUCUCUCUCUUCCUGGAUGAGAGGGACAGUGGUCCUCUAAUCCUGACUCACAUUUAUCUCCUGCUGGGCAUGUCCCUCCCAGUGUGGCUGUUCCCCAGAGCUUGUGCUCCUAAAGGAGCUUUGUCUGGGGCAGGGGCUCUGGUGCCCUACUCAGGGGUGCUGGCAGUAGGGGUGGGUGACACCAUGGCCUCUGUCUUUGGCAGUACCAUGGGGGAAAUCAAAUGGCCAGGGACAAAGAAGACCUUUGAAGGGACCAUGACAGCCAUCUUUGCUCAGCUGAUUGCUAUGGCUCUGAUCCUGAUCUUUGACAGCAGUGUGAACCUCAACUCCAGCUAUGCCUGGAUUCUGGCAGCAGUCAGCUUGGUUUCCCUGCUGGAAGCUUACACAACCCAGAUCGACAACCUGCUGCUGCCUCUCUACCUCCAGGUCCUGCUCAUGGCCUAGCAGCACUGCAGGGCAGAGCUUCUCCCUUGCUGGAGGAGAGAGGCAGUGGACCAGGCACUGCAGGGGGGGCUCAGAGCUGGGCCAGGCACUGCAGGGAGGGCUCA